GCGGCCUUCGUCCAGGCGGAUGCCGACGCGUACGUGCUCUGCCCGCAGACUGAGGCGGCGAGGAUGGCCGUCGCCGCAGGCGUGGCGGUGUGGCACUACGAGUUCUCCCACUUCAUGCCGUCGCCGACCGCGCCGGGCGGCGGCUGUGACAACGGCGUCGAGCUCGACGUUGUCGAGGCUGGCGCGUCGGCGACGUGGGCCACGCACGGCGCCGAGGUGCGGUACGUCUUCGGGUCGGAGCAGAACCACGACACCCUGUCUGGUCGCCCGCGCAUCGCCGACUGCCCCUUCUCGCCGGCCGAGAGGAGGCUCUCCGACGAGAUCGGAGCCUACUGGGCGGGCUUGGCGAGGGAGGGCGACCCCAACAGCGGAGGGGGCGCCGGCGGAGGCCGCGCCUGGUGGCCGGCGUACGGUGCUGGGGCGAACUGGACGUCGCUCGUGCUGGGUGUGGGCGGCG
Molecule: messenger RNA, 457 nt
Organism: Emiliania huxleyi CCMP1516
Lineage: Eukaryota; Haptophyta; Isochrysidales; Noelaerhabdaceae
Exons: 1
Source: RefSeq, a predicted model, not a curated record